Molecule: messenger RNA, 1740 nt
Organism: Stegastes partitus (bicolor damselfish)
Lineage: Eukaryota; Metazoa; Chordata; Actinopteri; Pomacentridae
Gene: ghitm
Product: growth hormone inducible transmembrane protein
Exons: 9
Coding region: 108-1154 (348 amino acids)
Cellular component (GO): mitochondrial inner membrane
Source: RefSeq, a predicted model, not a curated record
CAGGAAGGUUGCAAAACAAUUGCGUCAGAAAGUUGCGCACUUGUUUCUGGAAAGGUGAACGACGAACGUCCGUCUCGAUUGGUAAAGGAUAAGAAAAUACUGUCAUCAUGUUGGUGGCGAGGCUGGCAUGUCUGAGGACUCUCCCUCUCGCCGGACUCCGUCCGGUGCUGACACAGAGCUCUCCAGCCCUGAGAGCUCCCACCCUGAAGGCCUGUCCACCCCUGUUCAGGCCCCAGCAGGGUUUUUCCUCAAGGCCCAGAUUUGGUUUCCGUCGUGCGAAGACGACCAAAGACCAGCUCAAAGAAGCAGCUUUUGAGCCAGCAACGGACACGGUCAUCAAAAUUGACAGCAUGGGGAGGAUGGUUCUGGCCGGAGGUGCAGCAAUCGGCCUCGGAGCUCUGUGCUACUAUGGACUCGGCAUGUCCAAUGAAGUCGGCGCCAUCGAGAAAUCAAUGUUUUGGCCUCAGUAUGUGAAGGACAGGAUCCACUCCACCUACAUGUACUUUGCAGGCAGCAUUGGACUGACGGCUCUGUCAGCUGUGGCUGUGAGCAGAACCCCAGCGCUGAUGGGUCUGAUGAUGAGAGGAUCCUGGCUGGCCAUCGGAGCUACUUUUGCAGCUAUGAUUGGUGCCGGCAUGCUGGUCCGAUCGGUGUCAUAUGAGCACAGCCCAGUCCCCAAACACCUGGCCUGGAUGCUCCAUGCAGGUGUGAUGGGUGCUGUCAUCGCUCCCCUUACUCUCCUGGGGGGGCCUCUGAUGAUGCGGGCAGCCUGGUACACAGCGGGCAUCGUGGGAGGUCUGUCCACUGUGGCCAUGUGCGCCCCCAGUGAGAAGUUCCUCAACAUGGGCGGGCCGUUGGCUGUCGGCUUCGGAGUGGUGUUCGCCUCUUCUAUUGGAUCGAUGUUCCUGCCGCCCACCUCGGCGUUCGGAGCGGGCCUGUACUCUGUGGCCAUCUACGGAGGUCUGGUUCUGUUCAGCAUGUUCCUCCUCUAUGAUACACAGAAGGUCAUCAAGAGAGCAGAGACACACCCGCUGUACGGCGUCCAGAAAUACGACCCCAUCAACGCGUGUAUGGGCAUCUACAUGGACACGCUGAACAUCUUCAUGAGGCUGGUGAUGAUUCUGAGCGGCGGCGGCGGCGGCAGAAGGAAGUAAACGCCUGCGUUCUGACUCCGGCUUCGGCUUCAUGUUCCCCAGAGCUGAACAAAGCCGUUUUAUUACUAGCAGCAUACAACCAGGUGUUAUCGUUUAGAGACAAAGCUUUUGUAACUGGUAGCUCAACAUCAAGGCUUUGCAGAUGUGCGAAGAGGAAUGUUGCCAGUCCAAAUCAGGAAAGCAAAUUGUACGUUGGUGACACGCUGAGAAGAGGCUCUGACGUUGAUUCUGAUCUGAAUAAUCCUGCGGGGUCACAGAUGAGUUAAACCUGUCUGUCGAUAUUAUGUUUGCCUGCCUCACAUGUCCUUUGUAUUGUUCUUUGUGUUUUCUAUUUAUUUCUGGUGUUUCUGUUUUCACCAAUGAAAGUUCCAAGAAAAAAAAGAAAUGAGAAAAUGACAGAAAUCCCACCAAUGUCAACUACGAGCUGCUCCACAUUCACAGCACAAUAAAUGACUAUGCUCUAUGUUCUUCGCUCCAGAUUUCACUCAUGCUGCACUUCUGUUAGAAGUUUAAGACGGUCGUAUGUUUCUGAGAAAAAUGCAGUAAUUUCAACAACGGGAUCAACGAAUAAACACGUCAGAAGUGA